Molecule: messenger RNA, 1330 nt
Organism: Daucus carota subsp. sativus
Lineage: Eukaryota; Viridiplantae; Streptophyta; Magnoliopsida; Apiales; Apiaceae
Exons: 4
Coding region: 1-564 (187 amino acids)
Source: RefSeq, a predicted model, not a curated record
AUGAUGCAAACAACGCCAUCACAUGAUCUAUUCAGAUCUAAUGAUGCCCUCCCUCCACUGGUAUCAUACACCCCAGAAAGUUCACAAGAAGAGCAGAAAAUAACUCAAUGCAAUAAGCCAUCCCCUUUGCCAGCAAUUGAAGAAUCAAAGAUCGAGGGUGAUGUUGUCAAAAAGAAAAAGAGCAUCAAAUUUAAAAUCAAAUCAGGGGAACAAAGAAAAUCACCUAGGCUCAUUGAAGCAAAGAAAAAUCCUAAUGACUACACCAAGGAUGAGACAAAAGUUGCUGCAGAAGAAGAUGAAAGAAAUUCUACAGAAGAAGAAGCUGAACCAGUCGUCAUUUCUGUAGUUGAUCAUAAUGAGGAUGAAGAAAAUCUGGAUAGCAAUAAUGAAGACAAGGCUGAUGAAGAUGAUUUUAUUGAAGAUGGUAAAAGCAAAAAAACAACUAAGCCUAAGAAAAAGAAGAGAAAAGCUUCAAGUCCGGUCAAAAUGAAAAGAGCCAAGAACGAAAAAAUGUCAAAGAAGAAGAAGAAGAAACAGAAGAAGAGGAACCAACUGAGAACAUAAGAAAGCCUGAAACAGACAUGCCAAAUAAGAUAUUGUUACGUGCCUACCCGAAAACCUUCACCGAUGCUAUCCAGGCAUUGACAGAAGAUCAGAAAAAAUGGGUGACUGAAGCGGGAUUUGGCCCUCUCUUAUCAUUUGCAAUGAGAAAAGUUCCGCACUCAAUGUGUGUGAAUAUAAUUUGGUGGUAUGAUUUGACCGAGGAUGAGAUGAUCUUCAGUAAACAAAGGGUGAAGAUCACAGAGCAAGAUGUGGCUGAUACCCUUGGGCUGCCAAAGGGAGAGAAAGAAAUCUGUUUCAAAAAAGGCAAAGUAAAUAGAGACAAAUUCUCUAGAUGGAGGGCACAAUUUCCUGACAAAGAUGGAAAUAGAAUCACAGAGUUGACCGUGUAUGAGGCGAUAACAAGAUCAAGAGUGGUGGAUCUUCAUUUCAAACAAAACUUCAUGAUUCUAAUGAUGAAUCUGUUUGUAUACACAAACAACAGCUCUUUCGUUUGUCAAGAUGUUUUGGGAUUUGAAGACGAGUUUGAAAACGCAAGCCACUACAAUUGGUGCAAGCUUGUGGUUGAAUCUCUUCGAUCUACUCAUGAGGAAUGGUGGGAUGAUCCUCAGAAAAAGUACUACACUGGUUCACUAGUGUUCCUCCUUUUCUUCUACCUUGACCGAAGCGUCCAUACUGAAUAUAGAGCAGAAAGGACAAGGCCUGUAUUCAUUGGUUGGAGGGAUUCACUGAUUGAAAAUAGAAACAGAAGUGAAUCCAUUGAUGGAAC